CUUCUCCCUGCUCAUGCCCUGCCGCUGGAGAGUCUCGCUGGCUUCCCCUCAGGGGUGGGUGCCGAGCCAGACUUGAAAGGCUGGAGCCUCUAGGCCUCUUUAGAGCGGGGCGGCCGUUCCUUCUGAGGGGUGGACUAGAGGCGAGGGCCGGCGGCGUCUCCGGUUUGGGACUGGAGAGGGAGCCCUUGGGACCGGGACCCUGGCGCCGAGAGAAGGGGUGGUUGGGUUAACCCUUUCCACCCCGAUGUAAUUUGAUCUUUACAUCAUUAUUAGAUCAUGCAGACUGCUAGUCCCAGUGACAUACACCUGAGUGAAUGGCAGAAGAAUUUCUUUGCUGUCACCUCUGGCACCUGUACACCAGGACAGAAGGCAGAUGCAUACCGUGCACAGAUUUUACGCAUUCAGUAUGCAUGGGCAAACUCUGAGAUCUCCCAGGUUUGUGCUGCCAGCCUGUUCAAAAAAUAUUCAGAAAAGUACUCUGCAAUUAUUGACUCUGACAACGCAGAGACUGGCUUGAAUAACUAUGCCGACAACAUUUUGACUUUGGCAAGAAGUCAGCAAAAUGACAGUGAAAAAUGGCAAUCUGCUUUGACAACAAGUAAUGUGAUGGAAUUAGAGUGUGUGCAAGAGAUGAUGCGGACUGGCAAAAAGUUCCAGAGGUCUCUGAUGGCCCAAGCAGAUAAAGAGGUCAAUGCCUCUGUUUCUUUGGGUCUUCCCAAACCAGCUCUGUACACUGGUGAUGGAGAAUCUGUGCUUGGAGUUGGCUCAUCAAAUUGUGUAAGUGAGGGACCAGACAUCCUUGUGGGUGCCACUUCUCUGAAGUGUCAUCAAAAUGGCAUGGCUUCCUCAGCCAAAAUAGGAGUUGCACAUGCUUUUUCAUCUGUGCCUGUAAGUGAAGUGUCUGAUAUAGGAUCUCGUGCAACCCCAUUAUUUGGAAAUAGCGAUUCAGCAUUUAAUAGUUCACUGAAAUACGCUUCUGGUUUGGGACAAAAUUUCUCAUCUUCUACUCAAUCUGCUUUUACUGCAGGGAUGAGCAAUCCAGGGAAAAGGAAAACCUUUUUUGCAUUUAAUGAAGAAUGUAGUAACAUAGCAUAUGGUCAUAAGUCUGCAGUUAAUACAGAAGGAAAGAAUUCAGAGAGUGGAAGUAGAAAUAAUGAGAACAGAACAUCCGGUUUCAAAACUGCAAAGGAGCAACUCUGGGUGGAUCAACAGAAAAAAUGCCAAAACCAACUCCCGCGUGCUCCGCUCUCAUCUUACGGUGGUACAAAAAAGUCUUUGGGAGCUGGAAGGUCUCGGGGUCCAUUUGGCAAGUUUGUCCCUCCAGUGCCAAAACAAGAUGGAAGUGAACAUAUGGGAGUGCAGUGCAAACCUAGUGCGUCUGCAGAGUUACCUUGUCCUACAGAUGAACGGUUAAAGAAUAUAGAACCGAAAAUGAUAGAACUUAUUAUGCAUGAGAUUAUGGACCGUGGGCCUUCAGUCAACUGGGAUGACAUUGCAGGAGUUGAGUUUGCAAAAGCGACCAUUAAAGAGAUAGUAGUAUGGCCUAUGUUGAGGCCUGACAUUUUUGUUGGCUUACGGGGCCCGCCAAAAGGAAUUCUUCUAUUUGGUCCCCCUGGGACAGGGAAGACACUCAUUGGUAAAUGCAUUGCAUGUCAGUCUGGUGCCACGUUUUUUAGCAUCAGUGCUUCUUCGCUUACCUCUAAAUGGGUAGGUGAAGGGGAAAAGAUGGUCCGUGCAUUGUUUGCUGUAGCACGUUGCCAUCAGCCAGCAGUAAUUUUUAUUGAUGAAAUUGAUUCUCUCUUGUCCCAGCGCGGAGAUGGGGAACAUGAGUCUUCUAGAAGAAUAAAAACAGAAUUUUUGGUUCAGCUAGAUGGAGCAACAACUUCUUCUGAAGACCGCUUACUAGUUGUAGGAGCAACCAACCGUCCACAAGAGAUUGAUGAGGCCGCUAGGAGGAGGCUAGUGAAGAGAUUAUACAUCCCACUUCCCGAAGCUUCUGCCAGAAAACAGAUUGUGUCCCGUCUGAUGUCAAAGGAACACUGUUCCCUUACUGAAGAGGAAGUGGAGCUCAUUGUUAAAAAAUCAGAUGGGUUUUCUGGGGCUGAUAUGACUCAGCUUUGUCGAGAGGCUUCUCUAGGUCCCAUUCGUAGCCUUCAAUUUGUUGAUAUUGCAACUAUCACACCUGAGCAAGUACGGCCUAUUGUUUUUCAAGAUUUUGAUAAUGCUUUAAGAACAGUGCGCCCUAGUGUAUCCUCCAGAGAUCUAGAAUUGUACGACACCUGGAAUCAAACAUUUGGUUGCGGAAGAUAAGAAUAAUGAAUUAGGAUCUAUGGGAAUUCCUAUUUUUUAUGUUUUUAAAAAAGUCUAAAUUGUU
This is a messenger RNA of Eublepharis macularius, 2374 nucleotides long. It is a transcript of the gene FIGNL1, whose product is annotated as fidgetin like 1. The coding region runs from base 277 to 2310 and encodes 677 amino acids. The transcript has 2 exons. Lineage: Eukaryota; Metazoa; Chordata; Lepidosauria; Squamata; Eublepharidae. The record is from RefSeq and is a predicted model, not a curated record. Gene Ontology annotation, molecular function: microtubule severing ATPase activity; ATP binding; ATP hydrolysis activity.